Lycium barbarum (goji berry) is the source of this 853-nucleotide messenger RNA. Its product is annotated as ethylene-response factor C3. Gene Ontology annotation, biological process: regulation of DNA-templated transcription; ethylene-activated signaling pathway. NCBI's taxonomy places the organism in Eukaryota, Viridiplantae, Streptophyta, Magnoliopsida, Solanales, Solanaceae. The coding region runs from base 1 to 813 and encodes 270 amino acids. The transcript has a single exon. The record is from RefSeq and is a predicted model, not a curated record. Gene Ontology annotation, molecular function: DNA binding; DNA-binding transcription factor activity.
AUGCAACAUUCAUUAAAGAUGAAUCAUGUGGAAAAGAAUAACCAACAAGAAGAAAUAGCAUGUGAAGAGAUACUAGAGAAUGUUUGGGCAAACUUCAUAUCCAAGAAUGAUCAAGAUAAUGAUCAAAGAGUGACAAGUGAAUGUUCCGAAAAAUAUUGGGAACAACUUCCAAUUCUUGAAAGGUUGCCAAGCUUAGGGAGAUGGAUAUCAAUGGGAGCUGAAACUUGGGAAGAGAUUCUUGAUGGAAUUAUUGCGCCUCCUAAUGACAACAAAAAUUCAAACGACGGACCAACAAGCAAAGAUGAAGACGUCGUCAGAGUUGAGAAGACAAAGAAGAAGAUGGUAAUUAAUACGCGGCAUUAUAGAGGGGUAAGAAGGAGGCCAUGGGGAAAAUACGCGGCGGAGAUAAGGGAUUCAUCAAGAAAAGGAGCUAGGGUUUGGCUAGGGACUUUCAAUACUGCUGAAGAAGCUGCCAUGGCUUAUGACAACGCGGCUUUGAGAAUUAGAGGUCCCAAGGCCUACUUGAAUUUCCCUCUUGAAAAUGUUGCUCAAGCUAUGGGAAUAUCUAAUUGUCCUCAUGAAAAAGAAUGGACCUUUUCAUCAUCAGCUUCACAAAUGAGUAGUGCAUAUAAUUCAAGGAAAAGGGUAUCUAGGGAUUGGAACAUGUAUGAGGAUUUGGAUAUAAUUAAUCAAUUGCCUGUGCAAAAGAGGAUUACGAGAAGCAUGGAGGAGCAUCUUGAAAGUGACUUGGAUAUCCUAGAGUUUGAAGAUCUUGGAAGUGAUUAUUUGGACAGUUUAUUAGCCUCAUUGUGAUAGAAGAAAUAAUAAGUCUUAGAUACAAUAUUAGGGAAGA